AUGUCUCUCUCGAUACCCAACGCCCCCAACGCCGGGCUGUUCAAGCAGGGCUACCAGAACUACGACGCCGAGGAUGGCGCUGUGAUUCGCAACAUCGACGCCUGCAGGACGAUUGCCCAGACUGUCCAGACCUCUCUCGGUCCCUAUGGACGCAACAAGAUCGUCAUCAACCACCUCCAGAAGAUGAUCCUCACCUCCGAUGCCGCCACGAUACUGAGGGAACUCGAGGUCGUGCACCCCGCCGCAAAGCUCCUGGUCAUGGCCAGCCAGCAGCAGGAGGCCGAGAUGGGCGAUGCGACAAACCUCGUCAUCGUUCUUGCUGGCGAGCUGCUGAAGAAAGCAGAGGAGCUCAUCCGCAUGGGCCUCAAGACAAGUGACAUCGUGUUGGGAUACGAGAAGGCACAGAACGCAGCACAGCAGACUCUAGAGGAGCUCGUAUGCGACAAGGUCGAAGAUAUCCGGUCGCAAGCAGAGCUCGCCAAAGCCAUCCGAACCGUCGUCGCCGCAAAACAGUCUGGCAGCGAAGACUUCCUCGCCGAUCUCGUCGCAGAAGCCGUCCUCGCGGUGCUGCCCAAGAACCCUGUCAACUUCAACGUUGACAACGUCCGAGUCGUAAAGAUUAUGGGAGGCGCACUGGAGCAGAGCAAGGUCGUCAAGGGUAUGGUCUUCGCAAGAUCGCCGGAGGGCAACGUGACAAAGGCCACCAAGGCCAAGGUCGGAGUCUUCUCGUGCCCCAUCGACAUCUCACAGACCGAGACCAAGGGCACCGUCCUCUUGCACAACGCAAAGGAGAUGAUGGACUUCACAACGGGCGAAGAGCAGCAGGUCGAGCAGGCCAUCAAGGAGCUGCACGACUCUGGCAUGCGCGUCGUGGUUGCUGGAUCCACCAUCGGAGAGCUCGCACAGCACUACCUCAACCGCUACAACAUGCUCACCAUCAAGAUUCUCUCCAAGUUCGAGCUGCGCCGGUUAUGUCGCGUUGUUGGCGCCACACCUCUGGCGCGUCUGGGCGCACCUAUGCCCGAUGAGAUGGGUACCAUCGACGUGGUUGAGACCCUGGAGAUUGGCGGUGACCGUGUCACCGUCUUCAGACAAGAGAACGAGCAGACACGAACAGCAACGCUCGUCCUGCGUGGUGCUACCCAGAAUCACCUUGACGACGUUGAGCGUGCUAUUGACGACGGUGUCAACGUAGUAAAGGCCAUCACCCGUGACGCACGACUGGUGCCAGGAGCAGGAGCCACAGAGAUGCAGCUCAUCGAGCGAAUUAAGACCAUUGCCGACAAGACACCCGGCCUGGCACAGUACUCCAUCCGCAAGUUCGCCGAAGCAUUCGAAGUCAUUCCCCGCACGCUCGCCGAAUCAGCAGGCCUCGACGCCACCGAAAUUCUCGCACGCCUGUACGUCGCACACGCUGCACAGAAGGGCCGCAAGGACGACGAAUGGACCAUCGGUGUCGACAUCGAGAACGACGACAACACCGGCACCCUGGACGCAAAGGAGGAGGGUAUUCUUGACCUGUGGGUCAGCAAGAGCUGGGCCAUCAAGCUGGCUAGCGAGGCCGCAAGGACAGUGCUGAGCGUUGACCAGAUCAUCGUCGCAAGGCAAGCCGGCGGACCCAAGAUGCCAGGGAAGGCCCAGCAGGGCAACUGGGACAACGAUGACUAG
Molecule: messenger RNA, 1668 nt
Organism: Ascochyta rabiei
Lineage: Eukaryota; Fungi; Ascomycota; Dothideomycetes; Pleosporales; Didymellaceae
Product: T-complex protein 1 subunit theta
Exons: 3
Coding region: 1-1668 (555 amino acids)
Biological process (GO): protein folding
Cellular component (GO): chaperonin-containing T-complex
Molecular function (GO): ATP-dependent protein folding chaperone; ATP binding; ATP hydrolysis activity
Source: RefSeq, a predicted model, not a curated record